AGUGCGCGUGCGCGGCAGUGGGGAGUGAGGAACCGUGGUUGGUGGUCUAGUACUGGUGUCUUGCUCCGUAGUGUCGACUAACCUCUUGUUUCCCUCACUCGUCUUCUCGCCUACUCACACAGACUGACACAAUGGGUGACUCUAACACUACUACUAGCAUUGCGGACUACCUCGCCCAGCUCUUAAAGGAUAAGAAACAGCUCGCAGCCUUUCCCAGCGUAUUUCUGCACGUCGAAAGACUUCUUGAUGAAGAAAUCAACAAAGUGCGCUCCAGCUUGUUCCAAAUCAAUGGCGGACAGAAGGAGCCCCUAUCCCUGCCGGAACCCGUGGGCCCAACCGUCACACUCUCCGACAAGGUGUACGUGCCUGUCAAGGACCACCCCGAGUUCAACUUCGUGGGUCGAAUACUGGGUCCACGGGGCAUGACAGCCAAGCAGCUGGAGCAGGAGACAGGAUGCAAGAUUAUGGUGCGUGGCAAAGGCUCCAUGCGGGACAAAAAGAAGGAGGAGCAGAACCGCGGGAAGCCUAACUGGGAGCACCUGAAUGAAGACCUUCAUGUCCUUAUCAGCGUUGAGGAUUCAGAGAAUAGGGCCAAGAUGAAGAUCCAGCGUGCCCUUGAAGAAAUCCGCAAGCUGCUGGUGCCAUCCGCUGACGGUGAGGACGAGUUGAAGAAGCGGCAGUUGAUGGAACUCGCCAUCAUCAACGGCACCUACAGAGAUUCCUCGAUGGCCUUUUUUGCCUCUGCCCAGAGCAGCCACUAUAACGGGGCACGACUGUACCCAGUUAACGAAAUUGAGGGACUGGGUCCUCUUACAGGGGAAGUCCCACGCCUGCUCACACCUGGGAUGACUCUCCCAUCCCCGCUGCGCACCGCCACUCCGCUGGGGGGGCAUCCCCUCAUCAUGCCCACCCGCAUCCCAGUGCCCACCACCACUGCGCUGCUCAAUGGCACCAGUGCUGGCAUGCCACCACCCCUCAUCGCUGCCGGUGAUGCUCCCGCCGGCUUGAUGUAUGCACCGUACGCCGCCGAGUAUGCCAACUACGCUGCCCUCAGCUCCCCCCUCCUCACUGAGUACCCCCCGGAUGCCACUGGUGGGUUGUUUGCCAGAUGAACCAUGUACUAGUCCACCCACACCACCCACACCACCGCACCCACGCCCGCUCACACACCCGCAGAGUUAGCCACACUCGCCAUGUUGCCACAGCACUGCAGUGUGCGGUGGUGUGUGCGGCGCCACGCUAGGGACUGUCUGCCCUCGGUGGGCUCCACCAGGAGGCUUGGUGGACCUGUAGUUGUCUUGUGUAAUGAGACUUGGAUUGUUUUCAUUUUAUAUAUUUACAUUUUCUUUUUAAUUUCUCAAAGCAUCGUUUUUAAGCUAUCCAGUGUUGCUCAGCGUGCAUAAUAAGCCCAGUGAUUUGUUUAUUGCAUUCCAUUUUGUGGCCAGUGCUUUCAUUGUUAAUGUUUUAUAUGGUGCUUUUUCUACCUCUGAGAAAAGAUUGAAAAGAAUGACUUUAGAUCACUUGACAUGGUUGCCAAAACAAAGGAUUGUGCCUCAGAGGAGUGUUGUGGCGAGGGUUGGUGCCAGGGAUUUCUUGACACCAUGCAUUCUGAAGCAACUAGAAAGUCUUUUACUAUAAUCGUCAUUGUUUGAGGUUGUGAAAGUUAUACCCGUAUUUAUUUAUAUUACGUGAAUUAGGUAGGAUGGUAGCUGUUAUGCUAAGAGUGCUAUGGAAAUGCAGUGGCUAAAUGCUAUGUUACAAUGAUAUUUUCUUAUUGGUAAUAAGGUGUAACUACUUAGACUAGUUAGGUAUUGAUAGGGUUGUACUUAAUAGCCUCUUGGUCAUGGUGGUGGAUGCAUUACCCUAGAUAUUCCUGGUUUUGGGUCAGCAAUCUUGCAUGCUUUACAUAAUUUAAGAGCAUUUAAUUUUAAUCAAAACUAUACUCACUUUUCUAGUAUUAUUAAACUUGCCUAACUUUUCUUAUUUUAGCCCCUCAGCAUAAAAUCUAAACCAACAGAACUCCUUUAAAUUGUCUCUCUUAGUGUAAUCUCCAUGCAUGGGCCACCAGGGGAAACACUUCUGCUGUCAGUGUGGUGACACCUUGUGGGGUGAAGAGAGGGAGAACCUGGCAGUUGAAAUAGUUGUCUGUUUUUGCAAAUAGAUUAGUCCUUCAAGAAACUCCCUGUGUCUGGUAGCUGCAGACUUUUGAGGAUUGAGAUUAAUCGUUUACUAUUACUAGUGUUGAUGACUCAGUUUAAUAGAAAUAGAAAAUGCUACAUCAAAGGCACCAAAUGAGAUGACUGACUGUCAAGUUUAGGAAGGAGAUGGUAGUGUGGGUGGUGGUGGUUUAAGAGGAUAUAUAGGCUCCCUUUUCUGCCUCCCUCUCCUCCCCCUAUGAUCCCUCUCCUCCCCCUGCCAGGCUAACGGGCAAACACCAGAUGGAUUGUCCCAUGUGGGCAACACACACACACACAUACACACACACACACACACACACACACACACACACACACACACACACACACACACACACACACACACACACACACACACACACACACACACACACACACACACACACACACACACACACACACACAGAUGACUGGAAAGUGCAUGAAGCCAAUUUAAAGGAGUUUGGCUGUAUAUAGUUCUUAAUAAAUCAAACUGCCAUUCUGUGUUGCAAAUUGUCUUAUCAUAAAACAUUGACAUGGAUUUAAUUGUCUAAGCUAUUAGGCAUUGUACAUUAGAAAGGCAGUUUGAUAUGAAGUAAAGCAAUUAAUAUGUAUCUUUUUUCAGCAGGAGCAGGUUUGUAUUGCAUUCUAAACUAAAAGUGAAAUUGGUAACACUAUUUGGUCAGCUUGAACAUAAAGGGAUCUUCCAUGUGGUUUUUGAAGGCACCCAAAGACUUUGAUUCUCAUUUGUAUGACAUCCAUCCAUCCCAAUGGUGAUAGAUUCUUUAAUUUGAUAAAACUACCAAGGGACCAAGUUACUAACACAACAGCAGGGGUGGCAGCAGCAGGUGGGUUACUAAAGCCACGCCUCAGCUGCUACACCAACACUCACUUUUGUUUGUGUUCAGACUGGUUCAGGGGACAUGGUGCAGGUGCCACAGGACAGAGUGGCGCUUGAGGUGAUUGAGCUGCACCUCAGUGUUGAUCUUGUCUGUGGUCCAGUCACUGAUGGGAGGCUCAAGGCAUCUGUCAUGGAGUUCAUUACUAAAUGGUGCCAAACUUGUCAAACUAAAAAAAAAAAGAGAUUUCCCCAGCUUCAUAGAUGUCAAUGAUGAUUCCAGGCAGAUGCAUGGGGAGCUGUUUCUUACACAUGGCCUACUAGAGGUCACUAACGUGCCAUAAUUAACACCAUUCAGUCCUGUAUUGAGUUGAGAAAAGGAAACGGGUCCAAUGCUUGAUGCGUUGUGUUUAACAAAGAUCACGAUUCUUACUUGCUCAGUUACAGUGGUAAGUUUAUGAUGAGAAUGAGGAGUCAUGAUAUCUUGUAAGGGAUAGAGAUGAAAAUUUUCCACCACAAUAGAAAUUCAAAGGUGGUAGUGUAGUAUGAUAUACUCAGUCAAUUCUUGUCACUGUAACUGAGUGUAAAAACUAUCUGACCUUAAUCACUGAGUCAUUAUCUUACAAGGUUAUGGGGAGGCCUUGAACCACCUGGCAAAGAGCAAGUGUUACUAAAUUUGCAGUGUGAUAAAAUUCAUUAAUUUAAAACAUAAACCAGGAGGUGGAAGAUAAUACCUUCCGUGCUGAAUUGAGUAAGUAUGAUGAGUAAAACAAGUUUUUAAUUUGUGCUCAGCAUUUGAUAUCCCUUUAUCAAAGAAUACUGGAUUUGUAUUUCAUCAUUGUACAGACAUUGAGCCAACAUGAAAAAAAAUAAAUAAUAAAUAAAUAAAUGGAGGUUAUUGGUGCCUUGCUUUAGAAGGGUAUAGUGUGCAAUAGACUUUGCUGUCAUAACGUCUGUAAUGGUAAAGAAAACUGUUUCAAGUGUUUAAAGCAUGGUCACUUCAGUUUUCAAAAUUGUAUAGUAAAAUUUUGAUGCACAAAGAUUUUGAUCUUGUUGAAAUAAAAGUAUAAUAAUAAUAGUGAUAAACACAAGCACAAAAAUGGUGGAACUACUGCUGACUGUCACGGUGGGUGGGAUCAGGGCCUCCCUCUUCCACAACUCAGUAAUGUAACAUCUACUAACAACUAACUGGCUUUGAUCAUUUCCAGCUGCAGUCUGAUUUUGGUGGUGCUACAGUGUACAUAAACAUAUUUAAAAAUCAGGUUUUCUCAAAGAUGCCUCUAGCAUGAGCCUAGCAAGGCUCUUGAAUUUUGUGAUUUUAUCAUUUAUUUUUGUACUGUUGGAGUUUCAUUCUUUUUAGUUACCAGUGAAGAAGUAAAUGUACUCAAGCUGCUUUUGUCUAGUUUAGAUACUGUCAGAUGCUUUAUAUAUAUAUAUAUAUAUAUAUAUAUAUAUAUAUAUAUAUAUAUAUAUAUAUAUAUAUAUAUAUAUAUAUAUAUAUAUAUAUGUAUAUAUAUAUAUAUAUAUAUAUAUAUAUAUAUAUAUAUAUAUAUAUAUAUAUAUAUAUAUAUAUAUAUAUAUAUAUAUAUAUAUAUAUAUAUAUAGCACACAACAGGGUGAAUGGCAGUGCCAACACCUAAUUGAAGGAUCUGUCAUGUCCAUCUACUAGUUCAUGAGUUGCUGAAAGCACUGUGGAGCCCAAGGGUAAAUUGUGUAGACAGUUCUCUGAGCUCAGGUGUUGUGCAUGAAUGGAGGAGCAAAUGGGAGACUGAGGCAAGAUGACAUGUUUAUUGUAGAAACUGAAAAGUGCAAUUUUUCAUGUGUACUGCUUUUGAAGUAGAUGUAAAGUUGCUUUUGCAGUUUCUCUUAAGAUAAAUGGUGAUCUUGUCAUGGUGAGGCUGAGUUGUUGUCCGGUGUGUACGUUGCCACAUGAUGCCAUCACGUUGUGUUGUUCAGGUGUAGCGGUCAAGCAGCGACGCCAUUUGGGCCAGGCACGGGAGCACCCCUAUCAAAGGACGGGUACGCUCUCGUAGGCCACAACCCAGGUUAGUUGAACACCCAUUGAAAAUAUCACCUAUUCAUGCUCCUCUUCACUUCCCCACAUCAAGAGUCAUAAGAAUGUGGUUUUUAUAGGAUAAGUAACUAAAGAUGGCUUUAAAGAAAAGGCCAUUUUGAAUUCAUCACUAAAACUGUGGAGAGAUUGGUCAUUACUGUUGAUGUGGGGAAACGCAAUACAUUGUAGUCAUGUAUAAAAGAUUUUUAUGAUGUUCGGGCGUGGUGAGUUAUUCUUCACUCUCCUUUAGUGUGCCACUGCACACUUUGAUGACAUUCCGUCCAGCAAACUCUUUUUCUCUCCCUCCCUUUUUUCUCUCUUUUUAUGUAGAUUUUCUGCAAAGCCAUUUUUCUUGUAUGGAGUACAUUUGACAGAUACUAUCUUUGUUGUCAAAAUGUUGCAAAGAGACUAUCAAUCAUGCAUCCUAGUCAGUCCCUUGAGGACCCUGACGGCAUUUACUCCUCUAGCAUUGUAUUCUUUCCAGUGUUAUUCUUCUGUGCAAUUUGAAUAAAUUCUCCAGUUAUUGUUUCUUUGAGAAUGAUUAUAUAAGGUUCAGCUGGAGGAGUUCUCACCAUGCCCAUCCUUAAGUGCCUCUCAUCCCAUGUGAGGUCGGUCAGCUAUAGUCAUAAAGAAAAAAAGAAAACAUGCAGGAAAUCCAGUUACAUGUGGGUGUUGUCAGGCUUUGUGGGGAGCUGAUGUUAGGUUGUGUGGGGCUCAGUUCAGGACUUGGACCCUUCAAGGUAUGUAACUCAUUUUGGGAAAGUAUAAUACAAAACAUCUUAAACUUUUCAUUGCUGCAACACCCAGUCUUUACUUCUCUGGCCGGCCUCACACAUUGGGAGCUGUCAGCCAUUAUUUGUUUCCAUUUUACUGUAUUUUAAGUCACAUAAAUUAUGCUUUAAGAAUAUAGUUGGUAAGGAUAUCUGGCAAGGAUGCCACUGUGAACUGAGGCCCAAGAAGGAUUGCGGCCUUGAUGUCUGAAGUACAGGUCACAGCUACAAGAGCCCAAAGUAUCUGUAUAUCUCUGGAUUUUUACGUAUUGAUAAGUCAUGAAUAAAUUGAUGAAGAAGAGUAAA
Portunus trituberculatus (swimming crab) is the source of this 6141-nucleotide messenger RNA. RefSeq names its product protein held out wings-like (gene how). The coding region runs from base 132 to 1112 and encodes 326 amino acids. The transcript is spliced from 7 exons. Gene Ontology annotation, molecular function: mRNA binding. Gene Ontology annotation, cellular component: nucleus. NCBI's taxonomy places the organism in Eukaryota, Metazoa, Arthropoda, Malacostraca, Decapoda, Portunidae. The record is from RefSeq and is a predicted model, not a curated record. Gene Ontology annotation, biological process: regulation of mRNA splicing, via spliceosome.